CGAGAAACGGAGAAAGAAAGAAAGGGAUCUAGGUUGCAGUUUGGUCCAGGUCUGAGCAGAGACGCAGGCGCGCGCUUCAGCCACGGAUUCGUGUAGUUUCCGCUUUCAUGGAGGCUUUGGCUGGGAUUUAAAAAAAGAAAAGAAAAAAAAGAACAUCUUUAGAAAGCGGAAAGGAUCUUUUACUUCUGCUGUAUUUUCAUUGGAUUUAAUUGGAUUGAAGUGGGCUGCCUCACGCUCUGCGCGCCGGUGUAGAAAGUAGAUCCAACAAUUCGGGGAACUGUCAUGGACUUGAUCUUAAGGCUGCUCGUUGGGAUUAUGUUACUGGACGUGUUGUGUUGUGUUGUUGCGUGUUUUUAACAAACACACUGAAGGGUCCACUCCGCCUGGACAAGAAGCCAGCGUCUGCAGCCGCUCCGUAGCCCCAGCUGAACGCAUGCCUGUCAGUUGGAAUGCUGCAGUACGUUUGCGUCGCGGGUCGGUUGUUGUAGAUGCAACAAACUCGCCUUUAUUCUAAUGCACCGUCAGUGCUCAUCGGUUGGCUGUGCAUGCACUGCACGGCGGUUCGGUGUCAUUGAUGAUUUGCAACGACAGUAAAAGUGUGUGUAGUCUAUCCGUACACGAAUAACCCCCCUUCUAGUAGUUCGAGGUGUCGUAUGUUCAGGACGAAACGCUCAGGUCUUGUGCGGCGACUGUGGAGAAGCCGUUUGAUCCCAGAUAAAGAGGGGGGAGAUGGAAAUGGCACAACUAGUGAGGGCUGUCGGGACGAUCUGUUCGGCAACAACCCGGAGAAAAUUCCCAAAACGGAGUUCAGACCGAUGACCCCGAGUGGGUCCUUUGGAAGAGACUUGGGGUGCGUGUGCCCCGUGGAGAGCAGCGGCUCGGGCGUCACGUCGGACCAAGAUGAGGGCGCAGUGUGCGUCCAGGAACAGGGGAGCCCCCGCUCUGUUCAGGACAGCGAGUGCAGGACGGUGACGUGCUGCUUAUUUAAAGACCGGGACCACUUCGAGGUUAGGGGUCCGGAAACGGCUCAGGGUAACAGGGAUCCAGGGUCGUGCCACUUCAUGCUGAGGAACCUUGGAGGAGGAGACGGCGGCUCUCCUGACGCGCACGAGGCGAUGCCCCGCGUGCUGUUGGAGCAAGAACUGAAGUCCGCCACAUAUUCUCUUUUGAAAAGGCUAAAGGAGAAGGCGCUGGAUACUUUACUGGAGGCAGUGGAGUCCAGAGGAGGGAUGCCGAGCGAAUGUGUCAUGGUUUCCGGGACGGAGCUGAAGUUUGGUGGACAUGCGGCGUCUCCACCGCUGCUGGUGUGUAAAGUGUACCGCUGGGCUGACCUCCAGCACUCGGCUCAGCUCAAGCCACUCUGUGAGUGCAAGAGCUUUGGGGCCCUGGACUGCCCCACUGUUUGCUGCAAUCCCUAUCACUACAGCCGGCUCUGUGGGCCAGAGUCACCCCCACCCCCAUAUUCAAGGCUUUCCUCUAAUGAAGAACACAAGCCACUGGAUCUGUCGGACUCCACGUUAUCGUAUACUGAAACCGAGGCAGCCAGCUCACCAAACAACACACAAGGGGACUUUUCAGAUGUCAGUCUGUCGCCUGAUGCCCCAAAGCAGAGCCACUGGUGUAACGUGGCUUACUGGGAGCACCGCACCCGCGUUGGCCGCCUCUACACAGUGUACGAGCACGCCGUCAGCAUCUUUUACGAUCUACCUCAGGGUACAGGCUUUUGCCUGGGCCAGCUCAACUUGGAUCAUCGAAGCAGCACAGUACAGCGUACAAGAGGCAAAAUUGGCUAUGGGAUUCUCCUCAGCAAGGAGCCUGAUGGUGUUUGGGCCUAUAACCGCAGUGACCACCCCAUAUUUGUCAACUCCCCCACUCUGGAUGUGCCGAACAGCAGAACUCUGGUUGUGCGAAAGGUGAUGCCGGGCUACUCCAUCAAGGUGUUUGACUAUGAACGUUCUUGCCUCCUGAGGCACACCACAGAGGCUGACUUCCUGGAUGGACCUUAUGACCCCAACAGUGUGCGAAUCAGCUUUGCUAAAGGCUGGGGCCCCUGUUACUCAAGACAGUUCAUCACCUCCUGCCCCUGUUGGCUGGAGAUUCUCCUCAACAACCACAGAUAACACAGAUGAAACCUACAGACUAUCCCAAAUAUCAUCUACCCAGAUUUAAUAUAAAGUUUUAUAUAUUAUAUGAAAUAUAUAUUAUACCUGUAAAUAUGGAGUCAUUUUUACAAUGUUACUAUUUAUGUAUGGUGCAAUGUGUUUAUUGACAAGAGGAAAAAAUGGAAAAUGCACUUUUGCAAUAUAUAUAUAUAUAUAUAUAUAUAUAUAUAUAUAUAUAUAUAUAUAUAUAUAUAUAUAUAUAUAUAUAUAUAUAUAUAUAUAUAUAUAUAUAUUUCAUACCAACUUGAGAAAAGAUACAAUUGAAUUAGGAUGGGCUGGAUCUGGUGUGUAGUUUUCAUAUACUAUUGAUAUCCAGAUAAGAAGCUAACACCAUUCACACAUUGGUAAUAAAGUAUUCGUAUAUUGAUUCA
This is a messenger RNA of Oryzias latipes (Japanese medaka), 2533 nucleotides long. RefSeq names its product SMAD family member 6b (gene smad6b). Gene Ontology annotation, biological process: SMAD protein signal transduction; anatomical structure morphogenesis; regulation of transcription by RNA polymerase II. The record is from RefSeq and is a predicted model, not a curated record. Gene Ontology annotation, molecular function: transcription regulator inhibitor activity; I-SMAD binding. Gene Ontology annotation, cellular component: heteromeric SMAD protein complex. Lineage: Eukaryota; Metazoa; Chordata; Actinopteri; Beloniformes; Adrianichthyidae.